CCUCGUCUUAGGCCCUCCGCCACCGUAGCGGAGUUAGAAGGGCACUCAACUCCUGCCCUGGGCUCGCUUGGCGUUAGCCCUGUGCCUCAAGUACCUGUCUCGAGGGGCUUAUUGUGCCCUCAGCCGAAAGCAAAGCGAACACUAUUCGUGGGGGCCGACAGGCGCAGCUGCUGCUCAAGACUGAGGGAGCACCCAGGGCCGCGCCUCCUCUUCCUAUUUUAUACUAACAAGAUUUGAAAGAGACUUAUUAGGCUGGUUCUCUCCGAAGGAAAGGGAGUGUUGUAUUCGAAAAAGUGUUUCUCUUGAGCGGCGGAUCCGAAACCUGAGCAAGAGGUUAAGUAAAGAGUGCUAGGCCGCGCAAAUGAUGGAAGGGGAUGCUCUUUGCUGAAGAAUUCCCUUCUUUACUGCAUGCUCUUGAGCUCCCUGCGUUGACUCCGUCAAGCUGUCAGAUCCUGGGUAGACCUCCUACUUGAGCUUAAGCCUGGCAGCGUGGUACCCUGCUCAGACAUUCACUGAGAAACUGAAAUGACCGAGAGAUGUGGUUUACCUCGAAGGAAAGCGUGCUGUAAACGCCUGUUUGGAGAUUUAUAGCAUAUCCAGUCAGUUGACUCUGUUUACUCUGAGCUCCCUCCUCGAAAGUUCUGAGGGACAACUCUCUUCCCGUGUGGAGUUUGUUCAUUAUUGUACUUUGACACUCGGUUGGAAAUAUCCAUUUCUGCGGUUGUUUGGAAUGCUGUCUCAUUUAUUCUGACCUAAUCAGUUAUCUGUUUGUGAUAUCUUAUCUGUGGAAAUAGAGUUGCUUAUAUAAGUACAGUUCACACUUAAAUCUCAAUACUAAUUCUAGGUAAUACAAUUUCAGCCAAAAAAGGUUUAUCAGAUGGCUUUAUUUGAAUUUAAAACCUGUCUGUAUAUUUGUAUUAGGAAUUAAAUGGCAGAAGUGAAGAUAGGGAUUUGAUAAUUUGAUGGUCAGUUGUACUAGAUAAUCAUGUUAAGUAGUUCUGCAAAAUAUUUUUUGGGAUUUUUUUGCUUUUUUCCUCUGAUUCAACUCCAUAUUUUGGUAACUGAAUUUUUUGUUAUCUCAAACGGUGGGUUGUUUUUAUUAGUUGCUAUUGAGUGGAUUCCGACUCAUGGUGACCCUCUGUGUGUCAGAGUAAAACAGUGCUCCAUAGGAUUGUCAGGAUCUUUCAGAAACAUAUCACCAGGCCUGUCUUCUGAGCUGCCCCUGAGUAGGUUUGAACUGCCAACCUUUCAGCUAGUAUUGGAGCACUUAACCUUUUGUGCCACCCAAUUUCCUUUGAAACCCUUCCCUAACUCAAGACGUAGUGACUUAUUUUUCCUCAUUCCCUUAAUGUUGGUUUAUGAAAUUUUACCACCAUCCAAGUAAUCAAAAAUGGAAAAUUCUGCAAAAGCAGAGGAAUAUGGAAAGAUCUCUUUUGAAGAGACACAGCCAUUAGUAAAUUCUGAAACAGAGUCUUCAUUCAGUAUUAAUGAAAACACAACAGCUUCUGGGUCUGGGCCUUCUGAAAACGCUCCUAUCUGUGAGCGAGUAGGCACACCAAAAAAGAGAAGAAUGGAGUUUGAAGAUGAUCUUAUAAAGGAAAGUUCUAGUUGUGGGGAAGAUAAAAAAAGAACACUUGAUGCUGAAAUUUUCCCAGAGAAGAAAGGGUCUGGAGAUGAUGGUAGCACUUCAAAGAAAAGAAAAAUAGAAGCUGAUGAUGUUCCAACAAAUGGAUCUUCCACCAGAGAUGGCUCUCAGCAAAAGAGAAAAAUAGAACUUGAGGAUGUUUCAGAAAAACGAAAAAGACUGGAAGAAGGACACAGCUCAGCAGUGGCUGCCCACUACAAUGAACUUCAGGAAGUUGGUUUGGAGAAGCGUAGCCAAAGCCGUAUUUUUUACCUAAGAAACUUUAAUAAUUGGAUGAAAAGUGUUCUCAUUGGGGAAUUUUUAGAAAAGGUGCGACAGAAAAAAAAACACGGUAUCACUGUUUUGGACCUGGGAUGUGGUAAAGGGGGAGAUUUGCUCAAGUGGAAGAAAGGAAGAAUUAACAAGCUAGUUUGUACCGAUAUUGCUGAUGUUUCUGUCAAACAAUGCCAGCAACGGUAUGAGGACAUGAAACAUCGCUGUCGUGAUAAUGAAUAUAUUUUUAAUGCAGAAUUUAUAACUGCUGAUUGUUCAAAGGAACUUUUGAUUGGCAAACUCCAUGAUCCAGAAAUGUGCUUUGAUAUCUGUAGUUGUCAGUUUGCCUGUCAUUACUCGUUUGAGUCCUAUGAGCAAGCUGACAUAAUGCUCAGGAAUGCUUGUGAGAGACUUAGCCCUGGAGGCUAUUUUAUUGGUACCACUCCCAAUAGCUUUGAGCUGAUAAAACGCCUUGAAGCUUCAGAAACAGAAUCAUUUGGAAAUGAAAUAUAUACUGUGAAAUUUCAGAAGAAAGGAAAUUAUCCUUUAUUUGGCUGCAAAUAUGAUUUCAACUUGGAAGGUGUUGUGGAUGUCCCUGAAUUCUUGGUCUAUUUUCCAUUGCUAAAUGAAAUGGCAAAGAAGUACAAUAUGAAACUAGUCUACAAAAAGACAUUUCUGGAGUUUUAUGAAGAAAAGAUUAAGAACAAUGAAAAUAAAACACUGUUAAAACGCAUGCAGGCCCUGGAGCCAUACCCUGCAAAUGAGAAUUCCAAACUUGCCUCUGAGAAAGUGGAUGACUAUGAGCAUGUAGCAAAGUAUAUGAAAAACAGUCACAUAAGAUUACCUUUGGGAACCUUAAGUAAAUCAGAAUGGGAAGCUACAAGCAUUUACUUGGUCUUCGCAUUUGAGAAGCAGCAGUGAGCACAUGCGCAGUGGCAACAGAAUAGCUAUGUUUCAUCGUAGACAGAUUCGACAGCUUUCUGUGUGUAUUUUAGUUAUUCUGAAUGUGCAGGAAGGAUGCUGCCAGAAACUCCAGCGUAUAAAUUCAGCAGUUGCUGUCUGCGACAGAUGAACCUUUAUUUGUGUAUAUAAGAGUGAGCUGGGACUUUUGUCUUUAAAUAAUCUAUUUUUAAUUAAUGUUCUGAGAAUUUGUUUGCCUUUACUCCAUUAGCUUGUAAAAAUUCUGCUCUGAGUUGUUAAAGCAGUUGAACUCUUCCUACAGUGCUCCAACUUGCUCCAUGUUGGUGUACAGCAGUGAAUGUGCCACACUUCCGUAGUUGGUGAGGUACACGCAGGGCUGUAUGUGUGUGCUUCUCUGUGAUCUUGUUGUAUAGUGUUUCCAAGAUGAAAUAGGUUGCUUUCUGUACAAUUGAAUGUAAAUGUUCAAUGUGUAUUGCCAAAGUUAGAAGUUUAAAAUUGAGUUUUAGAUGGUAAUAAAAUUCUAGGCAAGUUAUUUAGCUAGAAUUUUAGCCUCUUAAUACAUUUCUGUGUAAAUAAUAAUUACUUUUACUUGCUAAUAUGCUGUAAUUCUGAAAGUGGUUAGAACAGUUUAGAUGGCAGCAUAGAAUUGUUUUAGAGUUUUGGGGCUUUCUCUUAAGAACUUAAUGCCAUAGCAAUUAAUGUUUCUCAUCUUCAAGAAUGUAAUUAGACAGGUUUGCUUUUCUAAUUGAGCAAAGAUGGUAUAGUUAUUUUUCUCAGGACUUAAUGAAAAUCUCUCCCAUUUCACAUUUUCCUCAGAUUUAUAAAUGGAACUAUGAUGGCGACGUAUGACCAUAAAGGAAGCAGAUAGAUGGACCUCAGAUUCUCACUGAUGUUAGAGCUAGGUUACAGAUGCCAUGUGUUAUAGAUGCUAUGUGUUACAGAUCAUUUACACCCUGCAGUUUAGAAAUAAAGCAACAUUUAUUCCUUUGUUACAAUAUCAGUACUUUGCAAAGUAGGAUCCAGGGUCUAAUCACCAUUAAAAAUUUUAUUUGCCAUUUCAGAACCAUUAUAACAGUCAGCCGUGGCUUCUUGUUUGACUAUUUUUCUAUAACUGACACUGAGGUAAACUCAGUAAACUAGGUAAAAUCUUAUCCUUACUUUACAUCACAGUUUGGAGAACUCGCUAGUUUUUUGAUAUAGUGAAAAACUUAAUAAGGAAAACAGUUAUGUACUCUGCAGUUACUGUGUGUCCUUCUAAAAUCAUUUAUUUAAAGUAUGAUUUAUAAAGACAUUACUUUCUGUAGUUAUCCACAGUAGUUGUUUAAAAAACAUAAUCUCUUAGUUUAUAUAUGUUCACUGUUUGUGGUGGUAGAGUAGCAAAUUUUUUACUAAGAGAAUAUGGGUUUCCUAAUUUCUGUUCCAUCUGCAGUCUUUAAGUCUCCAAACUGUUACCAGUUUACCAAAUUCACAGUAAGUCUUUUGGGCUUAGUGGUGGUUUGCCUGAAUAGGUCAUUUGGGGAAAUAAAUAGUAGUAUAUCUGACUAUGGUGGCUGUCAUUAGCUAAGAAAGGUUUGGUACUGGUGCUAGGGAGGUGGGGAAAGGUUAGCCCUUACUGUUAUAUAUCCAGGUUCAUUGUAGUUCUAGGGAAGUGCCAGAAAGUGUUUUGAUAGUUUGGUAGAGUACAAAAAGCUUCAACUUUAUUUCCCAUUGCUAUUCUCACUUCAUGGUCUUAAUUUCUAAGCUGGUAGUAAAACAUAUUUUUAGCUUCCUUCUGCCCUUCCCACUUCAUGAAUAAUUUGGAGGAGAGAAGAAUCCCCUGAAGGAUGGAGUCACUGAUGGCAAUAUAAAGAGAA
Molecule: messenger RNA, 4671 nt
Organism: Trichechus manatus latirostris (Florida manatee)
Lineage: Eukaryota; Metazoa; Chordata; Mammalia; Sirenia; Trichechidae
Gene: RNMT
Product: RNA guanine-7 methyltransferase
Exons: 11
Coding region: 1391-2818 (475 amino acids)
Biological process (GO): 7-methylguanosine mRNA capping
Cellular component (GO): nucleus
Molecular function (GO): mRNA 5'-cap (guanine-N7-)-methyltransferase activity
Source: RefSeq, a predicted model, not a curated record